Anopheles aquasalis is the source of this 3722-nucleotide messenger RNA. RefSeq names its product DNA mismatch repair protein Msh6 (gene Msh6). The record is from RefSeq and is a predicted model, not a curated record. Gene Ontology annotation, biological process: mismatch repair. Gene Ontology annotation, cellular component: MutSalpha complex; nucleus. Lineage: Eukaryota; Metazoa; Arthropoda; Insecta; Diptera; Culicidae. Gene Ontology annotation, molecular function: ATP binding; ATP-dependent DNA damage sensor activity; mismatched DNA binding.
AUGUCGAAAAACAAAAGCAAAAUACCAGCCUCACCCAACACACUGUUGAGCUACUUCUCACGCUCUCCGGCCGGCAGUAAAUCCGCUUCGAAACCAUCAACACCAACAAGUGCUUUGGCGGCGGCACCGAAGUCCACGCUCGCCGAUUCCGAACCGGCCGACAGCACCCCGAAAAGCAAAAAGUUUACUAUCAAAAACGAAAAGGGAUCUACGAAGAAAGAGGCAAAGGAGCUAAAGGAAGAAAAUGGAAAAGAGCACGAGGAAGAGGAGGAAAUUGGAAUUCGCAAGAAACGGCGCCGUGUGAUCACGUUCGAUGAUUCGGAUGACUCCGAUUCCGGGGAGCGCCAGGCUAAAAACGAGGAGCAAGAACCGGCCCACAACAACAACAACAACAUCGCGGUUGAAGAAGGCAAAGAAAAGGACAAGAAACCUUUUGGUUUGUCCUCGUUCGAGCGGCCAAUCAAAGCAGCCGAGGAUGGCGUGGAAUCGGCAAAGAAGAAGGCUAUGGAAACCGAGGAAGAACCGGCUGUGGGUCCGGCCACAAAGAAGAUCAAACUUGAGCCUGUCAAGCGAUUGAUUGAAGAGGAAGAGGGGCCGGAAGAGCUGGCAACGUCGCUCGACGAGCCAACCGUUUGGGCCCACCAGAAGCUGGAAUUUCUCAAACCCAACAAAAUCAAAGACAUCCAUGGCAACCGGCCGGGCAGUGAGAAGUAUGAUGGGAGAACGCUUUUCGUGCCGGAAUCAUUCCUUAAUACGCUCACACCGGCCAUGCGUCAAUGGUGGGAAAUCAAGAGCCAGCACUACGACUGUGUACUGUUCUUUAAGGUGGGCAAGUUCUACGAGCUGUACCACAUGGAUGCCGAGGUCGGUGUGUCCGAGCUGGGCUUCUCGUUCAUGAAGGGCGAAUUCGCUCACUCUGGCUUUCCCGAGACGGCCUACGACCGCAUGUCGACUACAUUGAUAGAGAAGGGCUUCAAAGUGGCCCGUAUCGAGCAAACGGAAACACCGGAUAUGAUGCAAGAGCGUUGCAGGGUGCAGCGCACCAACAGCAAGUACGAUAAGGUGGUACGCCGAGAGGUGUGCCAGGUGACGGUGAAAGGUACGGAAGUGUUUGGGCAGCAGGUGCGCAUCACAACAAACCACGCGCCCCGCUACAUGAUGACGGUCGUGGAAUCGGCUCAGGGUCUGGGUGCUGGUAGCCGGUACGGUGUUUGCUUUAUCGACACCUCGAUCGGUCUCUUCCAUCUGGGCGAGUUCGAUGACGAUAACCAACAAUCGCGCCUGCUGACACUCUUUUCUCACUAUCCACCGGUAAUCAUCCUGACCGAACGUUCGUCCACCGCCUACUCGGAGGGAACGCAACGAAUCUUCAAAACUCUACUGGCACACGUGCCACGUGAAGGGCUCACCAACGAAAGCCAGCUAUGGUCGGGUGAGAAAACGUUGCGCUACCUGGCCGAGAAGUUCUACGGUGGAUCAUCCGGUGCAGAAUCGAGCAAAUGGCCCCCGGUGCUGCGCUCUCUGGUAGACGAAAGCGACAGUCUCGGAUUGACACCGAAGCAAUCCAGUCUGCUGGCAAUGAAGGCACUGGGUGGAUGCAUUUGGUAUCUGCAGCGCUCUCUCCUCGAUCAGCAGAUCAUACCAUUGGCGACCUUCGAGCACUACAUUCCGCUAGAUGAGCAGGUUGACCAAACGGCCGGUGAAAUGGGUGCACGCAUUGGAGCGGCCAAUGCAAACCGGAACAUGGUGCUUGAUUCGAUUACACUCAACAAUCUCAAGAUUACCGGUGGCGAAGGAUCACUCGUCGAUCGUAUGGAUCACUGUUGUACGAAGUUCGGCAAGCGGCUGUUCCAUCAUUGGGUCUGUGUGCCGAGCUGUGAGCUGGAAUUGAUCGUUCAACGGCAGCAGGCGGUGACUGAGCUGAUCGAUGAUGUGACGCUGCUACAAGACGUGCGCGCACUGUUGGGACAGCUGCCCGACAUGGAGCGCUUGGUAACGCAGAUCCAUGGUUUCGGUAAUGCCAGGUGUAGCGGCAAGGAUCACCCAGCCGGACGGGCCAUCCUGUACGAAGAGCUCACGUAUGGCAAGAAGAAGCUGAGCGAUUUCAUUGCCACAUUAAACGGGUUUCGAGCACUGAUUGCCCUGCCGGAUAUGUUUGCGAACGCGAAAUCGGCGCUCCUGGUGCGCCUUACCCAAUCUGCCUCGGCCGGUGGUGCAUUCCCGAUCGAGACGAUGCGCAAGCAGCUGGCCUUCUUUGACAAAGCGUUCGAUCACGAGAAGGCCCUGAAGAGUGGGACGAUUGCACCGGAACGGGGUGUCGAUAGCGAGUACGAUGCGGUCGAGCGGGACAUCGAGUCGCUAAAAGCCGAGCUAGAAGAGUACCGGGCCGAGCAGAGCAAGUUCUUCGGCUGUACGGUCGAGUACUAUGGGAACGACAAGAAACGCUACCAGCUAGAGGUGCCGGAAGCGCGUGCCAAGAAAGCGACGAGUGAGUACUCGCUCGAAAGCCAGCGUAAGAAUGCGGUCAAACGAUUCCACACCGAAGAAACGCGCCAAUUCUUGCGUCAAAUGACACAGCUAGAGGACAAUCGUAAAGCCGUGCUGAAGGACUUGGCGAGACGCAUCUUCGAGAAGUUCUCGCUCGAGUAUAGCACGUGGAAGGGCUGCGUAGAGAUGGUGGCGACGCUCGAUGUGCUAACCUCGCUGGCGGAGUAUGCACGAUCGGAAGGUGUUUGCUGCGUGCCCGAGCUAUUGCCGAAUGAACCGAACGGCAAGCCACUGAUUGAGAUCGAAGAAGGCAUUCAUCCGUGCAUUGCGAGCGAGCUGAUGGAAAGCUUCAUACCGAACGGGAUAAGCAUCGGUGGCGAAGGACGGGCCAGCUUGGUGCUACUAACAGGACCCAACAUGGGCGGAAAGAGUACUCUGAUGCGGCAGGUCGGUCUGCUGGCGAUAAUGGCCCAGAUUGGCUCCCGGAUUCCCGCCGAGCGAUGCCGUAUGACGCUCGUGGAUCGUAUCUUCACUCGGCUUGGCGCAAGUGACGACAUUAUGGCCGGUCACAGUACUUUCCUGGUGGAGUUGAAUGAAACCUCUGCCAUACUGAAGCACGCCACCAGUAAUAGCUUGGUGCUGCUGGACGAGCUCGGUCGCGGCACGGCAACGUACGAUGGAACGGCCGUUGCGGGAGCCGUUGUACACUUCCUGGCCGAUCGCCAGUGUCGUACACUCUUCUCAACGCACUACCACAAUCUGGUCGACAGCUUCCACACCGAUCCGCGAAUCGCUCUUGGGCAUAUGGCCUGCAUGGUGGAGAAUGAGGAAGGGGAUGACCCGACGCAGGAAACGGUCACGUUCCUGUACAAGUACGCCGACGGGCCGUGCCCCAAAUCGUACGGCUUCAAUGCGGCCAAGCUGGCCGGUAUGCCGAUGGCAAUCAUCAAACGGGCGUACGAGCUGUCCAAAAAGGUAGAACGUGACGCGCUGAAGCGGAAAAUUUUGAUGAAGCUGGUAAAGGGUGCACCGGAGCCGGAGAUAAGGGAUCUCGUUGCGAAGCUGCAGAACUGCCGGUUUUAGCUCCACCCAAGCUCUCUAUUACCACCGUUUUGGUUUCAUUUACAUUCGUCAGGUUUAACAUUAUUUCGUAUACGCCCUAGUAUUAUGUGCCAUCAGUACAAACUUUGUGAGGUUGUUAAGUCCCUGGUAGCAUUCGAAAAAGCAGGGCAACU